Orycteropus afer afer is the source of this 390-nucleotide messenger RNA. RefSeq names its product family with sequence similarity 174 member C (gene FAM174C). Bases 1 to 390 code for a protein of 129 amino acids. Lineage: Eukaryota; Metazoa; Chordata; Mammalia; Tubulidentata; Orycteropodidae. The record is from RefSeq and is a predicted model, not a curated record. The transcript is spliced from 2 exons. Gene Ontology annotation, cellular component: extracellular region.
AUGGGGCCGCGCGUGGUGUUACCGCUCCCGUUGCUGCUGCUGGCUCUGCUAUUAGCACUGCUGUGUGGAACCCAGGGGGCCACGGACACGACUCUCAUCGCGAACACGCUCUCUCCGCCACCUGUCGUGACGAACGGGAGCCAGCCGAGUUCACCGCACAAUGGCACGCACCCACUGAGCUCGCCAGGUUCUCCGCUACUUCGCUCUUUCUACGUGCUCACCGGCCUCAGCAGCCUGGCUGCGCUUUACUUCCUCAUCCGGGCCUUCAGGCUGAAGAAGCCCCAGCGGCGGAGGUACGGCCUCCUGGCCGACGCGGACGAUUCCACCGAGAUGGCUUCUGCAGACAGCGACGAAGAGACCGUCUUUGAGACAAGGAGCCUACGAUGGUAG